Messenger RNA from Daldinia childiae, 1668 nucleotides. RefSeq lists its product as uncharacterized. Lineage: Eukaryota; Fungi; Ascomycota; Sordariomycetes; Xylariales; Hypoxylaceae. The coding region runs from base 1 to 1668 and encodes 555 amino acids. Gene Ontology annotation, molecular function: transmembrane transporter activity. The transcript has 7 exons. Gene Ontology annotation, biological process: transmembrane transport. The record is from RefSeq and is a predicted model, not a curated record.
AUGCAUUUCAGAACACUUAAGGAGUUAGAUACAACUGAAGGCACCGUGCUAUUGUUCAAAGAGAAUCUUGAGGGUGAACGGCAUCACGGCAAUAAUGACCUUAUCCUCUUUCCACAGCCAUCUGCAGAUCCCAAUGAUCCCCUGAGAUGGCCGAGAUGGCGCAAGAACAUGGCCUACGCAUCUGUUUGCGCCUUUGCUUGCACGAACAAUAUUAGCGGAACCGUCUACUCCGAUGUCUUCGUUCUCAUCUCCGAGCACUUCAAUGUAUCUAUCAAUGAAGCCUCCGGGUUGAUCGCCUGGGUAAUUCUUACUCUAGGAGUGUCGAACUUCAUUUGGGUUCCUUCGGCUCUGUAUUUUGGGAAAAGGCCCGUAUUCAUCUUAGCGUGUGCUAUCACGUUUGCAGCAGCUAUCUGGGCAGCGUCAACGGACAGCUUUGCUAGCUUGCAAGCAGCAUGUGUAGUUGGCGGUUUUGGUGGAGGAGCAUCUGAAGCGCUUGGAGCUGCUAUCAUCAACGAUAUUUACUUUCUGCACGAAAGAGGUAGUAAAAUGGCGUGGAAUUUGAUCAUGCUUGCGUUCGGCAGCAGCUUGGGACCUCUUAUAGGAGGAUAUCUUAUCGAAAGCAGAGGUCUGAAAUGGGGCAAAUGGCUCAGCGCUAUAUUUCUAGGCGUUAACCUCCUGAUGAUCAUCUUCUUUGUUCCAGAAACAAGAUUCAACCGGACUAUAAACCCGUCACCGUCAAAUCCCCCCAAUCAGACAACACAGGCAUCAGAGCCAAUGCAAAUUUCCGAGACGGCAACAGAUGCCGAAGCCAGCAGUGGUAUGGACAAGUCUGAUAACGUGCAUCUUGAGAAGUCAACUAGCAAUACCCCUUCAACGUUGUUCCCGACGGACCCUAGCAUACCCCGUAAGCCUUACUUAGCACUGCUCAAUCCUUGGUCUGGAACCACACCUGAGGAGUCGUUCUUCGACCUAAUGUUCCGGCCGGUGCCCUUAAUUGUUUACCCAGCUUGCCUCAUGGCUACGUUUAUCUACUCUAUUUGCCUCGCUCCAACUGUCAUGGUCAACGUUCUGAGUGGCAGUAUUCUAAUACCCCCACCAUACAACUUCAAUGUGGGAAACGUAGGGCUAAUAAACAUUCCGGGAAUGAUCGGCCAAGCAAGCGGUUUUAUAAUCGGCGGUGUUCUUAUUGACAGGUAUUCCGCCUACCGCGCUCGUCGCAAUAACGGUAUCUUUCUUCCUGAGGAACGACUAGCUCUCUUAUUCAUUCCUAGCGCUUUGGUUUUUGCAGGAACUGUCCUUUUCGGCUUCGCUGCGGAGAGACAAAUGCACUGGGCCGUCAUUUUUGUUGCCUAUGGUUUAAUGAGCGUCGGCCUUACGGGCGUUGCUAGCAUUGCCAUGGUAUAUGUGUGUGAUAGCUACUUCCCUGUAGCAGCAGAGUGCUUAGAAUUAAUUAACGGAUUCAAAAAUAUCGUCGCAUUUGGAUUUAUUAGAGGCACUGUGCCGUGGGUCGAAUCCCAAGGCUACGAAAAGGCUUUUGGUACCAUUGCGGGUAUAUUCGCGGCUUUUGUUCUCCUAGCAAUCGCAUUGGUAUUCUGGGGACCCAAGAUCCGCCAUCAUACUUCCACACACUGGCGGUUAAUUAGCUGGGAGAAGGCUCACAUUCACUAA